This is a messenger RNA of Ailuropoda melanoleuca (giant panda), 5485 nucleotides long. It is a transcript of the gene PNPLA8, whose product is annotated as patatin like domain 8, phospholipase A2. Lineage: Eukaryota; Metazoa; Chordata; Mammalia; Carnivora; Ursidae. The record is from RefSeq and is a predicted model, not a curated record. Gene Ontology annotation, biological process: arachidonate metabolic process. The coding region runs from base 318 to 2516 and encodes 732 amino acids. Gene Ontology annotation, cellular component: membrane. The transcript has 10 exons.
GCCCCCGCCGGAGCCGAGCAAAGGCGUUCCUCCCGGCCUGGCGGGUAGACGCGACCCGCGCGUGCGUCACUUCCGCUGGGGCGGGACGGAGCAGUGGGGGUGGCGCCCCGGCCGCGACUCUUCUGUUUGUGUUGGAAGCUCAGCUGAUGCGGGCCGGUCAGAGUGGACGGCAGUCCGGGGCAGAGGCGCGUCGCCGCUGCCGCCCAAGUAGUUGCGGCCUGCUUCCCGGUAAGACCAUGAAUUAUGGCAUUUCUUAAAUGAAGCAUUCAGGAAUGAAGUGAAAAUCAUAACAUAUAGAGAUAAAUGAUUUUUAAGUUAUGUCUAUUACUUUGACUAUAGAUAUAUAUUAUAUUUACCUUCUUAGUAAUGCAAGAAGUCUUUGUGGGAAGCAGAGAAGCAAGCAACUGCAUUUCUUAUGCUCACCUAAACAUUACUGGAGGAUAAGCCACGUCAGUCUACAAAGAGGUUUUCAUACAAGCAAAAUAAGAUGUAAAUUGACCAAAAGUGAAGCCCAUUCUUGCAGCAAGCACUGUUACUCUCCAAAUAACCAUGGUUUACAUGUUGGAAUUUUGAAACUUAGCACUUCUACUCCCAAGGGACUUACAAAAGUGAGCAUUCGUAUGUCCCGUAUUAAAAGUACUUUGAACUCUGUUUCAAAGGCUGUUUUUGGCGCUCAAAAUGAAAUGAUCUCACGCUUAGCUCAAUUUAAGCCAAGUUCUCGAAUAUUAAGAAAAGUAUCAGAUAGUGGCUGGUUAAAACAGACAAGCAUUAAACAAGCCAUCAAAUCUCUGAAAAAAUACAGCGACAAAUCAGUAGAAAAGAGUUCUUUCUCAGAAAGUCAUAUUCUAGAUAAAGAUGAAGAUAUAGGUAAACAAAGCCUUUUUCGUUACACAAGUAGUAUAACCACAAAGUUUGGAGAGUCAUUCUACUUUUUAUCAAAUCAUAUUAAUUCAUACUUCAAACGUGAGGAAAGAAUGUCUCAAAAAAAGGAAAGUAAACAUUUCCUGGACAAACUUGAAGAUAAAAAGGUUGAAGAAGAGAAAUCGAGCUCUCCAGAUCCUGGCGUCCUGACUGACAAGCUAGAUUCAGAAUCUUCUUCGUAUUCUGUGGACAAGCCUGCAAGUGCCGGCGGGACACCUGAGGCUCUUCCAGUUUCUACUAAACAGACUAUUGCUAACUUUCUUUCUCGCCCCACCGAAGGUGUCCAAGCUUUAGUAGGUGGUUAUAUUGGUGGACUUGUCCCCAAAUUAAAGUAUGACUCCAAGAGCCAGCCCGAAGAACAGGAAGAGGCUGUUAAAGCUGAGCAGCCUGUCAGCAAAGACAAAAACGCAGAGGAGAAAAAGCGGUUAUCUCUUCAGCGAGAAAAGAUUAUUGCGAGAGUGAGCAUUGAUAACAGAACCCGGGCGUUAGUUCAGGCAUUGAGAAGAACAACUGACCCAAAGCUCUGCAUCAACAGGGUUGAGGAACUGACUUUUCAUCUUCUAGAAUUUCCUGAAGGGAAAGGAGUGGCUGUCAAGGAAAAAAUUAUUCCGUAUUUAUUAAGAUUAAGACAAAUUAAGGAUGAAACUCUUCAGGCUGCAGUUAGAGAAAUUUUGGCCUUAAUUGGCUAUGUGGAUCCAGUGAAAGGAAGAGGAAUCCGAAUUCUUACAAUUGAUGGUGGAGGAACAAGGGGUGUGGUUGCUCUCCAGACACUGCGAAAAUUGGUUGAACUUACUCAGAAGCCAGUCCAUCAGCUCUUUGACUACAUCUGUGGUGUGAGCACAGGUGCUAUAUUAGCAUUUAUGUUGGGAUUGUUUCAUAUGCCCUUGGAUGAAUGUGAGGAACUUUACCGAAAAUUAGGAUCUGAUGUCUUUUCACAAAAUGUCAUUGUUGGAACAGUCAAAAUGAGUUGGAGCCAUGCAUUUUAUGACAGUCAAACAUGGGAAAACAUUCUUAAGGAUAGAAUGGGAUCCUCACUAAUGAUCGAAACAGCAAGAAACCCUACAUGUCCUAAGGUAGCUGCAGUAAGUACCAUAGUAAACAGAGGGAUAACGCCAAAAGCUUUUGUGUUCAGAAACUAUGGCCAUUUUCCUGGAAUCAACUCGCACUAUUUGGGAGGCUGUCAGUAUAAAAUGUGGCAAGCCAUCAGAGCCUCAUCUGCUGCUCCUGGCUACUUUGCAGAGUAUGCACUGGGAAAUGAUCUUCACCAGGAUGGAGGUUUGCUUCUGAAUAACCCUUCGGCACUAGCAAUGCACGAGUGUAAGUGUCUCUGGCCUGAUGUCCCGUUAGAGUGCAUAGUGUCCCUGGGCACUGGGCGUUACGAGAGUGAUGUGCGGAACUCCGUGACAUACACGAGCUUGAAGACCAAGCUGUCCAAUGUUAUCAACAGUGCUACAGAUACGGAAGCAGUCCCGAUUCCACCAAUGUACAAGCAAAAGAUGGGAAGAAGUGUGAAAAUGAGUUUUCCGUCUACCAGUAUUAAACUGGUAGAAUAUCUGCUCUUUCCAAAGAAGCAAAGAGGAAGUCAUCUAUUUUAGAAGUAAAAUGUAGUAAAUUCUCCAACUCAUCAGUUAUAUAAAAAAAUAGAAUAAAAAUUGUUUUGAUGCUCAGGCCUUUUGGAGUGUCUCAGAAUUCUUAUUUGUGUAAUAAAGGCUAUGCUGGCCGUGUUUCAGUUCUGUUCUCCCCGCAGAUAGUAUUCUUUAGUAAAAAUAGUACCUCAGAUAAAGUUGUCCCUAGAGGCAUAUGGGCUGCAUGGGAUUUCCCCCAGAGGGUGGAGAGAGCCCGGCCUGGGUUAAAAUUACCCUGUGAGCCUUUUCUCCUCCCACACCACAUUUCAUCCAGAAGAAAGUAGUAGAUGUCAAAGGAAUCUUCUGAGAGGGAAGGAAGUCACAAAAAGCUCUGAGGGGAUGGCGGGGAGGCUCAUCACGAUCUUGUUCGGUGAUGUUGAUGGAAUAGAUGGGCUCCCUCUGAGUUUCCCUGCCAGCAGCUACGAACAGCUGCCUUCCCCACAUCCCCUUCCAGAGAGCUGCUAAUUACUGAAGUGGCUAGGACCCCCAAAAGUUUGAGAGUUUGUUGGAAGGUCAAAAUGUUACCUAAUUCUAGGCACAGUUUUGAAUAUUUCACAAGUAUCAGUGCUAGUAAUGUGACUGAAAAUACGGGUCUAUAAGGUCCGAAUGGCAUGGCUUUUAGACACAGUGUUAAGUAAAUAUGAAAAUACCAGUGGCUUCUAAAGAUACUGUAAAAUAGUCCUUUCAGACGACAAAUACUGCAUAUUUUUAUGCAACUAGAACCGCUUGUAAGAAAAAUACAAAAAAUUGGCAGUCAGAAUGAAUACUCAGAAAUAUUUUGCUUGUAAUAAAACAUCUCAGGCACAAUAAAGUAAUAUUUACUGCAGUUUACAUAUGGGCACCUUAUCAUAAGGUCAGUCUUACCCUAACGUGACGCAGCUCAUCUCUGCUACAGCGGCAGUCAACUCUCCGUCCUUGUUUUCUCUUGGCUGAUCAUUUCCCUCUUGAACAGUACAAAAUUUACAAGUGUCCUCUGCCACCGCUUCUUUCUUAAAUGGCACCUGAGUAUGUCCCCGUGUCCCCGACCUGUUUCUUGAGCUCUUUUCAUUGUCCAAAAAAAGGUGAGCCGAGAACACCCAGCUCGGUGGUGUACCAGUUGUCAGUCAUUCUUGUCCCCAUGUGUACUUGAACCUGGUGAUCUGAAGAACUGUGUAAUUCACCUGAGAUAACCCUCAUUUUAUAAUGAAACCGUACUUUUCACAGUCCAAAAGCAAAGUGGAUUUCUUUCCAGGAAAGAACAGAAGUAAAGAACACUUCUGACAGACGAGCGAUUGCUACCAAGUAGGUUAUGGAUUCUUCGUUGCACUCUUUUUAAAGUAGGAUAAGUUCUUUAUGAGAGGAAAGUCUUGAAGAUAGAUAAGUGGCCUAUUUAGUUUCUUUCAAACCCUAUAAUUCUGUGAUAAUUUAUAAAAAUAAACUGGUCAAAUUAGUUACAAGAAACAAGUUAGGAUACUAUAUUUUUUCUUGUUCAUUGUAUAAGAUUUAACUGAUGUCUUUAGCAAACAGUUUUGUGCUUCUUGAUAAACUUAUGUAUUUAAAUCAGCUCAUUUUUCAUUCCUGCCAGUAGAUAUUUCUCAUUUUGGUAACCAUUUUGUAUUUUUAAAAUAUGUCAAUGUGUGCCUUGAAAUGGAUUUAUUUUUUAAAAAUAGGAUUGAAAAACCAACAUUUAUCCAGUAUCAAUAAUUUUAUCAUAGCUAACGUUGGCAAAGUUGAUUUAAUUAUGGUUCUAUUUUUACAUUAAGGGAAAUUUCAUAGCUGUGGAAUUAGAGAACCAUAGAUGUGUUUUGUUCAGUAUUUUCACAUCUAUAGAGGAAGCCUGAAUAUUUUUAUGAUUGCUAAUAGCUGAUAUGUAGUAGUUAAAUGCCAAGCAUUAUACCAGAAGCUCUCAUUAGGCUUCAUUCUGUCCCUGUGAAUCCUUGUACUAUUCCUGUACUAUUAUUAUUCCUGUUUUCCACCUAAGGAAACCAGGACAGUUAGAAAGUUAAAUAAUAAUGAAGUAAAAAAGAAAAUGAUAAGUAUUUUUAAGUUUUUCUUUUUUCUCUCCCAAUUAGCCAGGGACAAAAUUUAAUUAUUCCUUGUACAAACAUACAUCAACUGCCAUCUUUAUUCCAGGAUGGACUUCACUCUUCGCGUCACCCAUUUUUGAAGAUCGAUUCCUAUUUUACUUGAAGUGUCCUUUUUUCCUUUAUUUUUAACAGUGUAUUGAAGUAUAAUUUUCAACCAAAACAUCAUCCAUUGUAACUGGAUAAUUAAAAACUUUUAGUAGGUUUAUACAGUUCUGUAACCAUCACCAUGAUCCAGUUUUAGGGCAAUUCCAUCAUUCCCCCACAAAAGUUCCCUCAUGCUUGCUUGGAGUCAUUCCCUGUUCCUGUCCCCAGCCCCACACAACCACUGAUCUUUCCCUCAGUAGAGAUUAACCAUUUCUGGAUACUGCAUACACAUGGAAUCGUGUAGUAUGUAAUCUUUUGACUGUGGCUUCUCUCCCUUAGCGUGUCUUUGAGAUUCAUCCAGGUUGAGGCAUGUAUCAAUAGGUGGCUCCUUUUUAUUGUUGAGUAGAAUUCCAUCGUAUGGAUACACCACAUUUGUUAAUCCACACACAAGUUGAUGACCAUUGGAAUUGUCUUCGGUAUUUACCUGUGAUGAGUAACGCUGCUGUGAAAUUCACGGACAAGCCUCCCUGAGGACAUACGUUGUCAUUUCUCGUGAACGGGUACCCAGAAGUUGGCAGUUGUUUGGUGUGUGUUUAACUUCUCAGCAAACAGCCAAGCAGUUUUCCAAAGUGUCUGGACCAUUUUACGUCCCCCAUCAGCCGUGGAUGAGAGUUCCAGUUUCUUCACAUCUUUACGAGACGUGGAUGUUGUUUGUCUUUUGGUGAUAGCCGUCCGAGGGCAUCUGUAGCGGGAUUCCACGGUGCUUUUAAUGUGCGGUCUUCUAAUGAC